AUGACGUCUGGUACUGUCUCUUCCCUUUUUGUUCUCUUCUUCAGUGCGAAGGCAUUGGCACAGAUCAGAACGCCCAAUGCACAAUUUAAUCAAGUACUUAAUAUCAAUGGCGAUAUGGAGCUGAACUCCUUCACCUUUCCGGACAGGUCGACGGUCGAGACCUUCUCGCAGAAGCAGCAGCAAUUAAUCGUUAAUCAGCAGACUCCUGCUAUCCCUCCCGACCAGGUAACUGGCACCACGGGACAGCCCUUCGUCGCAAUGUCGCAAUUGUCACUGUCUAUCAACACGAAUGGUGCUACGGACCUGGUCGGCGGACAGGUGGAAAUGCCAAUUGACCAGGCCUUGCUGCAACAGAAUGCCGUGAACCCCGACAAUUUGUACGUCGCUAUGCUGUCACCUGACCGCCAGACUUGGAUCAUCCAGGAGACGAUGAGGAGCGUCAAUAUCUCCGACAUGAGCGUUCGCAUGGUGAAGCGCACCAGCCUUGACGGGGAGUACAUGGCGCUUGGUCGCCAGACCGUCGAGACGAACACUCUUGUCGUCCCCUUCGGCAGCGACCAAGCCAACACCGUCGUCAUCCAAGGUACCGGUCUCCAAGAGAACGAGUUCCAGGACGGAUUCAGGAUGUCUGUUCGUGCUACCCAACCGGUUUCCAUGAACGUCGAUGUCAAGGAUGGCGUCGAUCGGGGCAUGCUCACGGCGUUGCAAGGACAGGAGCCAAUCAAUGAUUUCCGCUACUCCGUCACCACUAGUCUGGCUGCAGUCCAGCCCGAUCUCAACAGGAUGGCUACUGUUAUCCAGAUGCCAAUCAACGCGGUACGCAUUCAGCAGAUGAUGCAGCAAAUGGGAGUACAGGGAAACCAGCAAGUCGCUCUCUCCGUAGCACAACGAGGUGUCCUCCAGAACCCUGGCGGCGCCACCGGCCAACUCCAAGGCGUCGGCCAACCCGCAGGACGUCUUGCCCGCGACAUCUCGGAGCACCGCGCCAAUGUCGCCCGCCAGAUCCAGCAGGGCACUCCCAUCCAGCAGCAAAACCCCGCCGCUACCCAGCUUCUCCUCGCGCCUACAUUCACGCCCAUUCAGGCCCAGGCCGUCAUCGAUCCCAUCAACAUGCGCAUUGCUAUCCCCGUCAACCAGGUUGACGGAGAGUUCAUCCUCAUGAUGCAGACCGCAGAGGCCGCGAGGGGUGCCCAAUCUGUCACUCCCAUUGCACCCGGGCAGCAGCAGCAGCAGCCCCCUGCCGCUGAAGGUCAGAUUCCAGCUGCCGCUCAACCGGAGACGCCCCAGGCUACCGAGAGCGCCGCUGCUGUUGAGACCGCCAGGCCCGAAGGAGGAGCCCAGCCAGCCGAGACUGCCACUCCCAGGCCAGCAGGUGAGGCCGCAGCUGCUGUUCCCGAAGGUGAGGCCAAAGCUUCGCCUACCGGCGCUGAAGAGGCAACACGACCCUCUGCCAGCGCUGCCGCAUCUGAGGGCAAGCCUGAGCGCCGUCAAGAGUCGAAGGAGGAGAACACGGCCCCUACGGGAGCUAUCCUUCUCAGCAUGAACGAGGUAGACAAGAUGGUUGAGUUGGAGCAGUGGGGCCGUCAAGCGCCAAUCAGCAAGAUGAUGGAGGAUUACAAGAAAAGCCAGGGCGUGACUAGCAACACGACCCUCACAGCGUAG
Molecule: messenger RNA, 1662 nt
Organism: Aaosphaeria arxii CBS 175.79
Lineage: Eukaryota; Fungi; Ascomycota; Dothideomycetes; Pleosporales
Exons: 5
Coding region: 1-1662 (553 amino acids)
Source: RefSeq, a predicted model, not a curated record